This is a messenger RNA of Sabethes cyaneus, 5106 nucleotides long. RefSeq names its product ceramide synthase. The transcript has 6 exons. Gene Ontology annotation, biological process: lipid homeostasis. NCBI's taxonomy places the organism in Eukaryota, Metazoa, Arthropoda, Insecta, Diptera, Culicidae. Gene Ontology annotation, cellular component: membrane; endoplasmic reticulum. The record is from RefSeq and is a predicted model, not a curated record. The coding region runs from base 231 to 1421 and encodes 396 amino acids.
GGCCAAAUGAAUGAUCAAAAGUGGUGUUUAUGGUGGAAUAAAUAAAUUACCGUUUAAGCAAUUUAAACUGUCUUGUUACGCAAAAUGUUCUGAAUAUAUUUGAGAGCUUCCAGCUGUGCGCAAACGAAGAAUUUUCUGGAUGAGCAUUCGUCGAACUGUUUAUAAUUACAGAAUACAAAAUAAUUUGACAUACUUGAAUUGAUAUCCAUCAGCAGUUCUACUACAAUAGAAUGGGAGGUUCCAAAAAAACAGAUCCUAAAGGUUGCCUUUUCUCGCUAUUGUACUCAUUGGGAUCGUUCAGUUUAGCAUGUGGUAGUUUAUGGGAAUUGAACCCGUCUGACCGGAUCACCGUGCAAAAGGGAGCACUGCUUAUUAGCUUAGGAUUUGUGUACUUUGUCGCGUUAACUGAGUUCCUGAAUAAACUCAUACUGCGAACAAGCUUUGGACUUAAUUUUGUCAAAAGAUAUCGUCUGAGGAUUUCCGAUGUACUUGACAUUACUAACAAAAUUGUUUCUGCUGUCCAGGCGAUGUUUUCCUGUAUUGCCGGAUUCUUCGUUUGUCGGUGGUCAUGUCCCCGAAACUUUUUACAAGCUUCUCACUUUUUGUCCGAAUCAUACGCAUGGUUUGCCGCGUCUUAUUUUUUCUACGACAUUUGGUCUAUGUACAAGGUAUAUGCAGCUGAGGCCUCAAAUAAGCUCAAGGCUACGCUCGGCUUGAUGGUCAACGGUAAUGGAACAAUGGCAGCAGCGGCAAACGUUGAAAAACUGAAUAGUUCAGUUUUGGUAUCGUCCAGCGCUGAUGGUAAAAGCUUAGCGGUACAAGCUUUAGAAGACAUUCCGAGCAUUAGUAACGGCACCCUGAGUAUUCUACUGUCUAGUAAACUGGGAACACCAAGUUUCGCACGAUAUUUAAUUACUCAUAAAUUAAUGGUUUUUCAUCAUCUGUUUAUUGGAUCAUAUGGAUUGGCUGUAAUAUCGUUUCUCCGCGGCGGACUGGGAGAUUGUGUUUUCAGUUUCAUGUACAUGAUGGAACUAUCGACACCGUUCGUAUCAUUCCGUAGUAUAUUAAGUGUGAUGGGAUUAAAGGAAAGUAAAGCAUAUGUAGUAAAUGGACUUGUAAUGCUGUUCACAUUUUUCUGGUGUCGAGUUUUUUUAAUGCCGUAUGUGUGCUACUAUUACAGCCAAGUUGUCAACUUACCAUUCUUCGAAGCAGUAUGGCGUCUUCCACGUGGAUGCAAAAUAAGCAUUAUAGCUUUAUUUUUACCUCAAUUAUAUUGGUUCCGUUUGAUGCUGCGAGGAGCAAUCAAGGUCUUUACUGCCAACAAAAAAAAAUCUAACAAUGAAACCAUGCGUAAUGGAACAGCUAACAAUGUUUUGAAAUCCUCGCAAUCCAAAGAUAACGAAAUAAGAUCGCUAAUGUAAGCGCAUGUCAUUUAUUUUUUAUUUUUUUAGUUUCAUUUAUUUUAUUAUUUGGAUAAUGAAACAUGAUAUCUUGCGUAAUUUUCAACAGGUCCUAAGUAACAUUGGAUGAUUUUCUUCGGUUGUACUCUCUUUCGACUAUCACUGAUUAUGAAAGGGCUACAACGCAAGUUUUCUUAAUCGUUAGCAAGCUGAUGACGUAGCAACUGAUUCGUUCAACUUAAGUGCGUUUUAAUCGCCGUGAUAGGCGGAAGAGUGGAACGAGGGAGAAAAUCUCUCAUAGGUACUUAAGUCCUUGAAAACUUACGCGAGAUUUAUAUAGUAUAAAAUGCAAGUAUGCAUCUUGGUAGCACUGUGUCUACUUUAAUUCGACAAAAGCAGCAUAGUUUUGUCUAUGUUAUUUUUGUAUAUUUUGCAUCAAUACUUUCUUUUGCACGCGCUAGUCAUAGGGGUAUAAAUAUCUAUAGUAUACAAGUCACCUAUCAAAUUGUGACGCUUUUCCAGUACAUUGACGGUUUUUAUUUUCUUUUUAAUGCAUAAUUCGACGUUCCAAUGAAAGUAUGUCAUAGUUGCCCAAUGAAUAAUAAUACUAUACAGUGAUACAAAUCCGUAUUCGUAUGGCAACAUGCAGAUUUCAUUUUUCUACAUUUGAAAGUUUAGCAGAAAUUUGAGGGACAUGUUAUUUAUGUAAAGUCAUAGUGUCAGAUGUUAAUUUGAAGGUAUGAUAUCUGGUUUUAGAAAAAUAUUUUUUAAUUAAUCUGAAAAAAAAAUAUAAAUUAGCGUACCGUCUUCCGGGGAUACUUGCAAUACUUUUGAACUUUGACUUGGUAUAACUUUCGAAGUGUACCUUUUAGGUCCAAGUGCAAGUACCCAAAACUUGUAUAGUGAUUAGUACUUUUGACUUAUGAUUAUGAGAAAAAAUAUCAACUAAAUGAAUCUGUAGAAUGAAUCGUAAAUAGGGGUGUUGCAAGUUACCCAGUAAACGGGGUUACUUGCAACACUUUUCUGAUUUUACGUUUCUCAUGAUUUUAAAUUUGAUUCCAACCCGCGAAUGACUAUUUUUAGAUAUUUAGAAUGUAUUUAUAGUAAAAUAAGAGAUACUGGAGGAAUGUUUUGUUUCGCAACUUCGUCUAUCGCUUUUUUAAAGAUAUUCGGUGAAAUUGCAGCAUGUCGGCAAACUCCAAAUUGCCGCUUGAAGGUACGUGGAAUUUUUCACAAUUUCGAUUUUUCUGGAGAUGAAAGUAGACAAAAUAAAAUCGUACAGAUGCAAACUUAUUUUGUAUAUACUGUUUAUUACGAUAAUUAUCUAAUUUACAAGUGCUGCAAGCCGCGCCAUAUUGGAAGUAACAACACGACUUCAUCGUUUCUUCUCCAAGUUCAAAAUAUAAACAAAGUUCAAAGUUGCUAUUUGUUAGCUUAUAUGAUGCACUAAUUGUGUACAGGAACCAAACGAUAAAAAAUAAUUUCAUGUCAAUGAACUGAUGCAACUAUGCACAUUCAUUUUUCCUACUCUGAAAGUGAGAUUACUUUCCACUCGUAUAAAAACAAGCAAAACAAUGAUAUAAUGGAUUAAACUUAACUAAACAGUAGGUAAACGUCCCUUUUUUAAAAUGGCUAUGUUAACAAACAAAUGCGUUAGAGCUGUUAAAAGCGCGAUGCGCAGAAGUGUUGCAAGUAACCCCGGUGUUGCAAGUAUCCCCGGAUGACGGUAUGAAAAAAUCCACUCAAAUUCAUAUUCGUGCGGCAUUCGAAUUAACAGUUUUGAUUUCGCAGAUGUGGCUUAAUUUCAAAAAUUUAGACGCGAAUGACCAUUAGGGUUAAAACGUCUAUAAAAAAAAAUUUCAAAAAUUAGUAUUUAGUAUGGUAUCCCUUGGUCAUUGCAACUGCCUUUAGUAGUUUUGGAAUGCUGUCAACGAGUUUUUUCGUGUAUUCGGUGGGAAUUUGAUCCCAUUCGUCCUUCAAGUGCUUUCUAAGAUCGUUUUUGUUAGAAAUCUGAAGGUUUCUGACUUUUUUUGUCGAAAUAUUCCAAAAGGUUUUCAAUGGGAGUGAUGUCUGGAGAUAUUGUGGUGGAGUAUCAAUAAGUUAUGAGCAGUUGUAAAGUAACCAUGUGCGUUUCUUAAGUGCUUUGGGUCAUUGCCUCGGUAAAACUUGACCCUUGGCUUCAAAUUUUGCUUUAAAAUGUCCAAAUAAACAUUUUGAUCCAUUAUGCCAUUGAUGAAGACUAAAUUGCCAACUCCUUUAGCCGUAAUCCACCUACGCUAAUUUUUUUUCAGAUAAAUAAAAAAUAUUUUUCUCUAACCAGAUAUCAUACCUUAAAAUUAACAUCUGACACUAUGAUUUUACAUAAAUAACAUGUCCCUAAAAUUUCUAUUAAAUUUUCAAAACGAAAUCUGCAUGUUGCCGUAGGAAUACGGAUUUGUAUCACUGUAGUUGCCUAGGUAAUGAAAAUAAAACUAAAUGCUAGUCGUUAAAUGAGCCACGCAAUGAAGAGUUGUAUUCUUCUGAGUAUACAAUUAAAUUUGCUAUCUUGCAUUGAGGGUUAAAAUUAACAAGUUUUUAGACAGUACUAACAGUAUCUAUCAAUGCAUGUAUCCGGUACUAAUGCUAUGCAACAAGUGAUAAAUUUCGUAUGCUAUAACACAAAGCACAUUGGCACGAUUGUUCAAAAUGGAAAUCGCUCGAGCAACUUGUAAGUCGUUUGAAACCGUAAAUAUUAUGAAUAAAAAUUGCAGGUAUUGUGCUUACUAGUUUCACUUGGAAUUUAAAAACCCGGUAUAUAAAAUUUUAUACAGAAGACUGCUCGGUAUAACCGCCCAUAACCCAGUUUUGAAAUCAGUAACGCAAUUUAAAACAAUGUAUCAUUAAGUUUUCGAGUAUUGUUUUUAAUUUUUUGUUUUUUAUUUUUUAUUUGGAGCGUUAUACUGUUGGUUUUAUAUAUUCUUUACUGCUAAAUUGUGAACCUAGUUCAUUUAUAUUCGGGUAGUCAGUCAGUCAGUCAGUCAGUUUGUUUUCUUUUACAUUUGGACAGUAAUCACAUCUUAAUUGAAUGGAAUUAGUAUGUUCGAAAUUUUAAAAGUUCUUUGGAAUUAAAGAUUAUGAAUAUCAAUGUAAAAGAGCUUUCAUUUUUAAACAAAUAUACACGUAUACAACAUGUUUGGAUAUAUUUUUAAUUGUAAGUGUGCAGCCUACUGUAGUAGCGUAGCGUUAUAAAAAUUACCCUUAAAAAUGAAUUGACUGUAUCAGCAACAGGCAUUAUGUGUAAAUGGAGACACAAUCUAAAAUCAUAGCAGCCGUUGAACAAAAUUCUUAUUGCUAUAAAAUGUAAUUAAAGCCAAAAGACUAGAGUUAUUUGUUAAGUAAUUGGGAACUAUAACACUACCUAUUAUCAUAGAAUACAGUAAAAAGUUAUCUUCCCUGAAAACACGCAGUACCUAAAUGCGUGCUGUUCAUAUACGCUAACGUAUAGGUAUCCGAUGUUCAAUGUUUAUUCGGUAAGACCAGAAACUGUUUAUUGGGCAGAAUAUGAACCACCUGUUUUUAUGAUGUUAAUAAUUGACAAAGUGAAAAUAACACUAUUUUUGAAUUUUAGCGGUAAAACUGCACUACACUUAUUUAAAAAUAGUGAAGCGCGAAAAACAAACUACUCCGAUGUUAUGUGUAAUAGUCGGUGAUAAUACAGGCUUUUGUA